AUGGGUCCAUUAUCUAUACCUGAUGUAUUUCCAAAAAUUUGUUUAUUUAUUACAAAUCAAGCUAUUGUUAAAGCUCUCAAUGCUAAGCUUAAAUCGGUCAAUGUAUGCGAAGAAUUUAAUGUCGAAAAACUAUAUUUUUAUCAUGUUGAAGAAGGUGAUAAAUUUCCAUUCAUGAUUUCUUUUAAAAUGAAUGGUAUCAUACAUGUUGUUGCUGAUACAUUUGUUUACAGUAACCUUAAAUAUGGCAUAUAUUUAGGUGAAGUUCUUCUUAAAUUUGAUAUCCGAACAGAUCUUCCAUUUGAAGAAGUCUUAGAUAGACUCACCGGUUAUUCAACGAAAGAUAUUGAUCCUAAAAGUAUCACAUAUUUUGAUCCAAUAAUUUUCAAAGAAGGUCCCGAAAUGCAAAAUUUCGGAUAUGAUGAACCAAUCAAUAAUUAUAUAGGAGCACUUAACAAAAUGUACAAACUUGAAAAAGCAUCAAGACUCUUUCAUUUUGCAGCCGAUAUUAAUUUAAAAUAUAACAGAAUUAAUAAGCUAGCUGCUCUUUAUGAACCACAAGGAAAUAAACAUAUCUAUAGAGUUAUAGAAUUUGAUGAUCCAUAUAUUUUAAAGAUGGAAGGACCAAAAGAAGAAAAGAAGAAAGCUUCAUUUAUUGAUUCUUUGAUAUCACUUCCUUCAAAAAUAUAUUCUUAUUUUACCGGAUACAAAAAUCUUCAAAAUACAAAUUAA
This is a messenger RNA of Trichomonas vaginalis G3, 729 nucleotides long. RefSeq lists its product as uncharacterized. Bases 1 to 729 code for a protein of 242 amino acids. Lineage: Eukaryota; Parabasalia; Trichomonadida; Trichomonadidae. The record is from RefSeq and is a predicted model, not a curated record. The transcript has a single exon.